Molecule: messenger RNA, 2446 nt
Organism: Salvia hispanica
Lineage: Eukaryota; Viridiplantae; Streptophyta; Magnoliopsida; Lamiales; Lamiaceae
Source: RefSeq, a predicted model, not a curated record
ACGUAUUGAUGGAUAAUCAGAUAUGGUGUGCGAGUAAUCAACAUACUGUAUUAACUUCACACCCAUCUUGUUAUCUUCAUUCUGUGAGAGUUGAAAAAGUAGCAUCUCUCUCUUCAACCUUUUCUUGUAACCAUGUCUUCCCCAAGCAAGAGACGAGAGAUAGACUUGAUGAAACUGUAAAUCUUCAUUUCUUGUAGUUUUGUUUUGUAGAAAGCUUUGACAUUGUUUCUUGAAAUAGGAUGAUGAGUGAUCGCAAGGUGGAGAUGAGCACGAGUUCUAUGUGUAUUUCCAUGGACCCACUGAAAGUAUUUAAAUCUAGAAGAAAUUCUAUCAACCUGCUCUUGAUGAGGAAAUUGGAAAAGGACUGGAUUUUUUGCUGUAAAAUUGAAGUGUACAUUCUACUUCUACAUUUUCUGUAAAAUAUGAAUUCAGUUUUGCUUCUCUAUCCUACUCUGUUUCUGUCUAAUUCACUCUCUCUCUUGAUUUUCCAAUGUAACACGAUAGGUCCGUAUCAUGGCGGUGUGUGGAAGGUAAGAGUCGAGCUUCCUGAUGCCUAUCCCUACAAGUCUCCUUCCAUAGGAUUUAUUAACAAGAUAUAUCACCCCAAUGUGGAUGAAAUGCCGGGUUCAGUUUGUCUAGAUGUUAUUAACCAGACCUGGAGCCCCAUGUUUGACCUGGUUAAUGUGUUUGAGGUGUUUUUACCUCAACUACUUUUGUAUCCAAAUCCAUCAGACCCCUUAAACGGGGAGGCUGCUGCUUUGAUGACGCGCGACACAACUGCAUAUGAACAAAGAGUUAAAUCUUCCUGAAAACUUACCUUAAGCUCUCCUCUAUACAUAUGUUUUGGUAGCUUGUGCUCUAGGAUCAGAUUGAAGUAAAAAUAAACAGUUGACUGGAGAAGUAUGUCAUGAAUCUGAUUUCAUAUGUUUAAAACAAAGCAUAUGAUCUUGUUCUUACAGAUACGUGAUACAAGUGAAAAGGUUUAUCUUAUUCUUAUGACAUGUUUAUAAAUGUGAGGAGUACUAAUUUAAUCCCAUAAACAUUACUUCCCUAUGGGCAAUCCUCAGGGUUAUACUGUAACGCGAUUGUGACACACUUUACUGUUCGUAUUCUAGAAUACUGACUGAAAUACGCCAAGGAGGAAGAUGCGGGGGCUGUGCCGGAAGAGAAAUCGAGCGAUGAGGAACUGACUGAAGACGAAUAUGAGUCGAGCGACGAUGGUGUUUUGGGGCCUGUGGAUCCUUAGUCUUCUCUGUGUCUGUAGCUGUAAGCAUGCAUAUCGUUUCUUAUAUCAUGUUGCUUUUCUCUCCCACAGUUACUUACAAUUUAAUUACAUAUAGCAAUAACUAUUCAUUGGAAUGAAUUCAAAAUGACUCAAAUGUGGCUUCUUGAAUCUGCUUCAUGUACAUAGAUUGUUCUACCAAUUACCUCACAACGAGUCUUCUUUUCAGCAUCUUUUUUGUGUGGCUAAAUACUGAAAUAUUCACAUCUUUUUUGUGUGGUUAUAUUGAAGAAACAAUAUAACUACUUUUCGCUUCGUAGCAAUAUAAUCACAUUUAAUACAUUUUGAUAGUUAUAAAUUCCACUCAUCUGCUUUAUUGCAAUAAUGCACAAAAUGUCGCAGAAACCAAAAUGAGAUUAUGCAACUUAGUAAAACAUCUAUGCAAAAGGACAACAGAUAAUAUAAAUAUAGAAACUACUAAGCUUGCCAUAAUAAUGGUAGAGGCCAUGAAUAUGAAGAAACUAUCAGAAUUGAAGAUAUCAUCACAUUACAGAUCAUAUUUGCAUUUUUAUCAUAUCAUUUCAUUUGAACAGAAAAAGAAUCCGAGCAAUAAUUGGAACUGCUACAUAAUUCAAUUCUCAUAAAUGGCUAGGCCGCCGCCUUCCAGCGUCAGUUCUCAUUCUCUUUACAGGAUUCGCCCAGCCGACGGAGCCACCGCUGCUGUUCCCUUGUUGAGGGGAAAGGGGCCCCCAGCCAUGUUGGCUCGAGCCAAUAUCUUUAGCGCCUGAGACUGACCCUGGACUCUUCAUCACACGUCCAAUGCCUGUAGGUGACAAUGGACCUGCUGAACCGUUUCCAGACUUCGUACCCGAUUUCUCCCUGUCUUUCCUCUUCUUUUUGCAGAUAACGAGAUCUCCUGGGUGAGUGAAAGGGCGAGCGUCAUCUGGUUGGCCAAGAUCCCGACUGCUGCUGCUUCCGAGCCUCGAAUCCUUGUGAGGCAUCAAGUUCCUGGCUUUAGAACUCUCGACAGUGUGAAUGGGUGUGCGGGUCUGUGUCUUAGGGAAAGGAGUAUUUUCUGAAUCCACGUCUUUGACUGAUUUCUGGCGCUUCCCCUGAGCAGAAGGAAACUGUCGUGAAGAUGGACCGGUGGCUGGCGUGGAAACAGGAGCAGUGAAAGACAUGGAACUUCUGGCUUCUCGAAAGUCAGUAUCUGAGAAUGCUACC